Molecule: messenger RNA, 1458 nt
Organism: Rhipicephalus sanguineus (brown dog tick)
Lineage: Eukaryota; Metazoa; Arthropoda; Arachnida; Ixodida; Ixodidae
Product: lanC-like protein 2
Exons: 10
Coding region: 116-1324 (402 amino acids)
Biological process (GO): peptide modification; carbohydrate metabolic process
Cellular component (GO): plasma membrane
Source: RefSeq, a predicted model, not a curated record
GAGUUUGUUGUGGUUUGGUUUUCGUGGUGAAAGAUAUGGCGUUGUUGGUGUAAUUUGCGACGCGUAGACUUUCGGUCAUUGCUUUGUUGGUGCGGCUGCAGCAGAUAAAGGCGGCAUGAGCGAUCGAGCGUUUGAAAACGAAUUCAGUGACUAUCAUGCGGGGAAGUCGGAUGUGGUGCUUCCUGAUGGCAGGUGGACGCAAGAGUUUCAGAAGGACAUUCAGAGAAACAUUUCUGAUCGCCUUCGAGAACUGGAGCGCAACCUCGCAAAACGCACCGAUUGGUCAGAUUCUUCGGUCUACACAGGCACAACAGGUGUGGCUCUGAUGUACAUGCGCCUGUCUGAUGUCCUGCAAGACACGUCUUAUCUGAACCGGGCACUGCCGUUGGUAGAAAGACAGCUUUCAAACCUGAAGGAGCGUCGCUUCUCCUUCCUUUGUGGUGACCUGGGACCCCUGGCCACUGGAGCUGACCUCUACAAUCGUCUUGGAAGGUCCCAGGACUCUCACACCCUGAUCAAAAGGCUUGUGGGCCUAGGCAAAUAUGUGGUGUCCUCUACCUCCGACAUUCCCGAUGAGUUGCUGUAUGGGAGAGUUGGCUACCUUUAUGCACUGCUGUACGUCCGCAAGCACGUGUCACCGACUGCUGUUGAUGAUGGCCUGAUCAGAAAUGUGGUUCAAGCCGUCCUGUCCUCGGGCCAGGAGCUGUCGGCUGAGGAAAAAAGCCGCAGCCCACUUAUGUACCAGUGGCACGAUUCCUUCUACCUUGGUGCUGCCCAUGGUCUGGCAGGCAUCUUCUACAUGCUCCUGCAGGUGCGGUCUGUGCUUACCGAAGCUGAGCUGACCAGGCUUGUGAAACCAAGCAUCGACUGGCUGGCCGGGCUUCAGUACCCGUCUGGCAACUACCCUUCUUCGAUUGGAAGCAGCACCGACAAGCUUGUGCACUGGUGCCACGGGGCUCCCGGCACCAUCCACUUGCUGCUUCUAGCACACUUAGUGUUCAGAGAGGCUCGCUACUUGGAGCAGGCCAAGAAAUGCGCUGAUGUCAUCUGGCAACGUGGCAUCCUCAAGAAGGGCUACGGCGUUUGCCAUGGGACAGCGGGCAAUGGUUAUGCCUUCCUGCGCAUGUACCAGGUCACCCGAGACUGCAAGUAUCUGCACCGGGCAGCCAAGUUCUGCGAAUGGUGCUUCGACUAUGGGCAGCACCAGUGCCGCGUCGCAGACAGACCGUUCUCCCUCUUUGAAGGCAUGGCAGGCACCAUCUACUUCAUGGCAGACAUGCUGGAGCCAGAAAAGUCUGCAUUCCCCGCUUUCCAGCUUUGCUGAAGUCCCAUCCGCAUCGUGGUGUGUGUUCCGCUGCAACAGCUCAUCUAAACAUAAUUGUCUUGUGGUGCCAGUGCAUGUGAAAAUACGGAAAAUAAAAAUUCCUGUGUUGUGGGAACGCCAUGAAAUGCGGAACG